AUGAAUCCAUCUAUAAAUUCUGAUGCUAUGCCUUCUUCAUUUAAAAAUACUAUAGUUAAAAAUGACUCAAUAAGUAUUGUUUGGUCAAAUUUAAAUAAUAUUCAUGAUAUCGGUAAAUGGGUAGAAGAAUUUUCUAUAAAAACUAACACUAGGUGGAAUGUACGAACAACAGUUCCUAAUGGAACAUAUAUUCAAUGCAAAAAAAACUAUGUUUGCCACCAUAGUUCUCAUCAUAAAGUAGAUAGAACUUUAAACAAAAGAGGUAAAUCAAUGAAUACUGAUUGUAAAGCAUUUAUUAAAGUUGUAGUGAAAGUAGACACUGUAUCUACUAGAAAAAGUGACCCUUUUGUGAAGAAUAAGUACUUAGGUAUGAUUACUAUUUCAAAUAUUCAUAAUCAUAAUAUUAACACUGCAGAAGCUCUGCGGUUUUUAAAUCCAAAUAUACAUUUAAGAAACACUUUUGAAGAGUAUUUUAAUGAUGGAAUGACAAUAUCAGAUGCAUUACGAUAUCAUGAGAGUAUUUUAAAAAUGUCAAAUAAACCUAUUGAAGAUUUUGCGAACGGUAGAAUUAACCCAACAUAUGUAUGUGUGCAAAAUUGGCAUGAUCAGUGGAGAGUACUAAACCUAGGACCCCGUACUGGUCAAGGAGUAAUUAUGAAACUAGAAGAAAAAAAAGAAACUUAUGCUACAAAUGGAAUUUCAUUAUACUUUCAAGAGCAACCAUUUGUUAUUCUUAUUUUAACUCCGAUUAUGAAACGAGCCCAUGAUUUGCCAUUAUCCAAAGAUAUUGUAUUUGUUGAUUCAACUAGUUCUUGUGAUCCUGAAAACCAUUGCAUUACAUUUUUACUAACUCCGUGUGCUGCUGGUGCAGCUCCUUUAGGUGUAAUUAUAUCCAAAGGCCAAAGUGAAGCAUCUUAUUCAAAAGGAUUUAGUUUAAUAAAGCAAAAUGUAAAAAACGCGUUUGGUUAUCAAGGUUACCCAUCAUUAUUUUUGACAGAUAACUCAGAUGCCGAAAUCAAUGCACUGAAAACUGUGUGGCCUCAGUCGAGAUCGCUACUUUGCAUUUUUCAUGUACUAAAAUCAGUUUGGAGAUGGCUCUGGGACAGUAAAAAUAAUAGGUAUUUAAAAAGAAGAUCGCACUCCUAUGAUGAAUGCUUUUAGGAAAAUGAUAUAUGCGCAAACUUCUGAAGAGGCACAAAAAAAAUACAUCGAAACUAUGAAUAUUAGAAGUAACUAUCCUGUGUGGCAAAAAUAUAUCACUGUUCAUCAUUGGAAAUACAAAGAAAACUGUUGUUUAGCUUGUAGGGAUCAUACUAAUAGAGACCAUCAAACCAACAACUUCAGUGAAGUAUCAGUAAGAAUUGUCAAGGAAAAUAUAUUAUGUCGCGUGAAAGCUUACAAUGUUAUUUCACUGAUUGACUUUAGUUGUACAAAAUUGGAAGAAUACUAUAAAAAAAAAUUUUUAGAAUUUUCCAAUGAUAGAAAUUCUACUGCUCGAUUGUUUUUUCAAAAAUUAAUUAAAAAAAUUGAUUAUGUCACCAAAGAAGAUAUAUAUAUUGACAAUGAAGAAUUUUAUGUCCCAAGUGAAAAAAAUAAAAAAAUAAUGUAUUGUGUUGAACCAAAUAUAGGUGUUUGUUCAUGUGAAGCAGGUAUUCAUGGACAAUUUUGUAAACAUCAAUGCAUUAUUUAUAAAUAUUUUAAAACAACUGGAAUUAAUUUUCCUCCUAUAACAGUUGAAGAUAAAUAUUUAAUAUCAAAACUUGCAUUAGGUGAUAGAGCACCCCCACAAAUGUUUUAUGAAAGUUUAAUACCAACAGAAACUCUACAUCAACAACAUGAAACAAAUAAACAGGUUCAAAGUAAUGUGACUAAUAGUGUAAUAGAAAGUAAUAAAGAAGUUGGUAAUGAAAAUAAUAUGAAAAUAGAUGAAACAAUAGUAGAUAAAUUUAAAGGGAUAUGGAUAAAAAAAGUCAUUGUUAGUUUUAAAAGAUAUACAAAGUAUAAUGAUAAAUAACAUUACAAAGUUUGGUGGUUCGUCCUAUGAUAAUUUGUUAAAAUUUAAAAGCAGAUUAGAAAAAAUUAAUUCUGAAGGACAAUUUAAUACUUUUCUUGCAACUGCAGGGUCUAAAUCUACGUUGCUAAGACAAAGGGAUGGUACAGCAAUAAGAGUGCAACCAACAACAAUUUCAAGGAGGAAACCUGGAAUAACCAGAGGAAGUAAACGUCUACCUACAGGUCGAUGCUUCAACAGAACAAUGAAACCAAAAAAAGAAACCUAGAAAUGUAUUUAAAAAUAUAACUGAUUGUAGUAUUGUACACCAAAUGCAAAAUCUCAUUAAACUAUUAU
Messenger RNA from Aphis gossypii (cotton aphid), 2347 nucleotides. RefSeq lists its product as uncharacterized. The transcript is spliced from 6 exons. The record is from RefSeq and is a predicted model, not a curated record. Bases 1 to 1161 code for a protein of 386 amino acids. Lineage: Eukaryota; Metazoa; Arthropoda; Insecta; Hemiptera; Aphididae.